Molecule: messenger RNA, 321 nt
Organism: Adineta steineri
Lineage: Eukaryota; Metazoa; Rotifera; Eurotatoria; Adinetida; Adinetidae
Source: the annotation of a GenBank genome assembly
AUGGAAGCAAUUUUCAUAUCUUUCAUAUCGCUCGUUAUAAUUAAUACAUGCUUGGCAAGAUAUUCAAGCUAUAGUAGCAGCUCUGAUAUUUCAUUAUCAACCGGUGCGAUUAUAGGUAUUGCAGUGGGUGGUGGUGUUUUCCUUAUUAUUAUUAUUGCAGUACCAAUAAUAAUAGUCUGUUGUUUAAUAAAACAAGCGAACAAACGAAAAAUGGGUAUAGCCCCCUUCGCAGGGAACACAGCCUGGGCUCAACAACAAAAUCAAUAUCAACCACCAGGUUUUAAUCAAGCAUCAUAUUCUGGAUUUAAUACUAAAGCAUAA